Molecule: messenger RNA, 2936 nt
Organism: Papaver somniferum (opium poppy)
Lineage: Eukaryota; Viridiplantae; Streptophyta; Magnoliopsida; Ranunculales; Papaveraceae
Product: protein POLLEN DEFECTIVE IN GUIDANCE 1-like
Exons: 1
Coding region: 432-2213 (593 amino acids)
Biological process (GO): maintenance of protein localization in endoplasmic reticulum
Cellular component (GO): endoplasmic reticulum membrane
Source: RefSeq, a predicted model, not a curated record
AGAAAUUUGGUGUUUUGAGGAAUAGAGAGGGAUAAGGAAAGGAUACCCCUCUCCAUACUGCUAGCUCGAAAAACCAUAGCUUUUGAAGUAAAUUCUUCGUUGCUUUUAACUUGCGAGACUGACUUCUAAUUAUUCCUGCUCAUGUUUCUGGUGGACAAACAGACCGUGGAUCCAAAAGGCAUAUCCUGCUUCCCAGCUUAAAAUCGAGCGCACAAGGCGGAAUUAGUGUCUUGAGGAAGCAAUAGGGUUGGGUUGACUUAGUAAAAUGUUGAGCUGAAAUAUCAAUUUUCCUUUCUCAUCUUUAGAAUCGAAUGGCAUGAGUAUCAAUCUCAUAGUUAUUCUUCUCGGUAAAACCCUAGCAAAUCUCUGAUUCCUCGUUUCAAAUUUUAUUUUUAUUUCUGUAUUUUUUAUUUUCUUCUUUUUCCUGAUCUAUGGCGUUGAAAUCUGGUGGGAGAAAACUUUCGUUUGAUAUUCUUAGUGGAGAUGUUUUUAUGGAGGACGAGUUUGUACUGUACAGAUCACUUUCAGAUCCUGAAAAUGGAGAAACUCGAAAAAAACAUAAGAAGAAAAAGAAGAAGAAGAAAAAGAAUGUUAAUUUAACGGCAAUUGAUGAAGAUCUAAUUACUGAUAAGAUUGUCGAUGACCAUCGUCAUAAUGAAUUGGAAUCAGAUGAUCAGAGUUAUAAAGUUGAAACAAGUCUAAGUACGGUACAUCAAAUUCCAGAGCAGGAAUUUCAAAAUUUCAAUCAAGAUCUUCAACCAUUAGUUGAAUUGAGGCAGAGAACUGUCAAGUUGAAUGUGCCAAGUACUCAUUUAGAUGAGUUCUCAGCUAAGGAAGAAAAUGAUAAUAAUAAUAUCGUUGGAAUUGGAUUGAUUUCAUCAUCUGCUCAAAAAACCCAACUCAAUGGAGGCGUUGUUUCAAAAUUAGGUACCGCGGAAUCAUUGGAUUGGAAGCGUCUAAUUGCUGAAGAUCCAACUUAUCUUGCUUCUUUGGAGAAGUCACCCGUGAACUUCUUUGUUGGAGAGAUGCGGAGUGGAAAUACGUUGCGGAGCACAACUAUUCUAGGAAAUGACAAAGAGAGGGAGAGAGUUUAUGAUACUAUCUUUCGAUUGCCAUGGAGGUGCGAACUGCUCAUCAACGUGGGCUUCUUUGUUUGCUUUGAUUCGUUUUUGUCAUUGCUAACUAUUAUGCCAGCCAGAAUUCUGAUGACCUUUUGGACCUCACUGAGAACAAGGCAGUUCCAAAGACCAUCUGCAGCAGAUUUAUCAGACUGGAGCUGUUUAAUGGUAUUGAUCAGUGGAGUUGCUCUUUUACAACAAAUAGAUAUCAGCUUAAUAUAUCACAUGAUUCGGGGUCAAGGAACCAUCAAACUCUAUGUGGUGUACAAUGUGUUAGAGAUAUUUGACAAGCUCUGUCAAAAUUUUGGGGGAGAUAUUUUCCAAACUCUAUUCCGUUCAGCUCAAGGACUUGCAACUUCUUCAUCAGAAGACAUGUCAUGUUGCAUUUGGAGAUUUGUUUCUGAUCUAGCAUUAGCUGCUGUUUCAUCUAUAGUUCAUUCAUUUGUCUUGUUAGCCCAGGCAAUCACUUUGUCAACCUGUAUUGUCGCUCACAACAAUGCGCUGCUUGCUUUGCUGGUGUCAAACAACUUUGGGGAGAUAAAAAGCAAUGUGUUCAAACGGUUUAGCAAGGAAAACAUUCACAGUCUAGUAUACUAUGAUUCGGUGGAGAGGUUCCACAUUUCAUCUUUUCUCUUAUUUGUGCUGGCUCAAAAUAUUUUAGAGGCGGAGGGUGCGUGGUUUGGGAAUUUUGUGUUCAAUGCACUCCUGGUUUAUGUUUGUGAAAUGGUUAUUGAUAUCACCAAACAUUCGUUCGUAGCAAAAUUCAAUGAAAUAAAGCCCAUCACAUACUCCGAGUUUCUUGAAGACCUCUGCAAACAGACUCUGGACAUUCAGCCGGAAGACGGAAGGAAAAAACUGACUUUUAUUCCCUUGGCACCAGCAUGUGUGGUUAUCCGUGUACUUGCACCAGUAUAUGCAGCUCAUCUUCCUUACGGGCCUCUGCCAUGGCGACUAUUUUGGAUCCUGCUCUUGUUAGCAAUGACCUACGUAAUGCUGGCAAGUUUGAAGGUGAUGGUUGGCAUGGGUCUGCAGAAAUAUGCUACUUGGUAUAUUAAUAGGUGCAGAAAGAGAAAACACCACCUUCACUCAGACUAACUUACUAAGCGAAUUCAGGUAAAGAAAACGAUGGCGUCCGUCGGUUUGGCUAUUUUGCCUCACUUCGGUGAAUCAAUCUCUUAUCAUCUAGGGAUAUGACUCGGACUAGUUUUGUGAUGUAAACUUCGGUCAAGUGGUGAAGUGAGAAGCAGAUUCUGUUUUGUACCAGUUUCUGGAUGAGCAUGAGAGGCAUUUGAUUAUGUGGAUUUGGUCCUCAAUGGUGCCUUACUCCCAUGGGAAACAAGAGAAAGAAAACAAAAUGCUUAUAUGGAUGUCUCAUACAGGAGGUUAGUUUAUAAAUUUAUAAAUUAUAAUGUGUCAGAUAGUUGGUUGUCCCAGACAUGCGCCAGGCUCUUUCAAGCCUAGUUCACUCCAGGAUUCAUUGUCAUUACCUCGACAAAGAAGAAACUGAGAGAAAAAAACAGCUGGGAUGUUGAAAUGCAAAGGCUGAUUUUUGGGGAGUCCAAGGAGCUCACUCUCCUAACAGCUUAUCAAGGAAGAGUGAAACACAGGAUAAGUGAAACACUUUGGUUUAAUUGAUUAUCAAGAGUGAAACACUUUGGUUUAAUUGGUUAUCAAGAGUGAAACACUUUGGUUUGAUUAGUGAAGGCACAACUUACCAGACCUGAUUUUUUGCCAGCAAAAACUGUUUUCCCUCUUACAAUUUUGAAUUUAUAUCUUGAAUACAACAGUCUAAUACAAAAAUAUUCUAUUUUAACUUCC